AUGGCAACGAAUACCCACAUUGAUAAGAAAACUGAUGCUCUGGCCACGGUUGAGGAUGCUGUUCUCGACGAACAGAAGCAUCCGGCCGUGACCAAAACCGAUUAUGCUGGCGCAGUCGUCCAGCGCGACGACGAGGAGCUCAAGCUCGUGCGCAAGUUGGACUGGUGCAUUAUGCCAAUGUUUUGCCUCAUGUACUUCAUGAACUACGUCGACCGUAAUGCCGUGGCCCAAGCACGCCUCAACGACCUCGAAGAAGACCUGAAUAUGAAGGGCAACGAGUUCAACACCACCGUCUCGAUCCUUUUCGUUGGCUACAUGCUCAUGCAAAUCCCCAGCAAUAUGCUGAUCACCCGAGUCAAGCGCCCCUCAUGGUACAUGUCGAUCUGGAUGCUGGUGUGGGCGGCUGUUUCGGGCUGCACGGCCUUGGUGCAAAACUACGGUGGACUUGUUGCGUGCAGGUUCAUUCUAGGUAUCACCGAGGCCCCAUUCUAUCCCGCAGCUACCUACACUCUAUCCUGUUUCUACACGAGGCGAGAGGUUGCAGCACGCAUCGCAAUCCUGUAUGGCGCCCAAAUUCUCGCCACCGGUUUCUCCGGCCUCAUCGCCGCUGGAAUUUUCGCCGGCAUGGAUGGCCUGCAUGGCAUUGCCGGGUGGCGAUGGCUUUUUAUCGUCGAAGGCUCCAUCACAGCCGCAAUUGCGCUCUUUGGGUUCUUCACUCUUCCAGACGGUCCCCUAACAACGCGGUGGCUGAAGCCACGGGAGCGCGAACUUGCUCACGCCCGGAUGGAGCGUGACAGACUCGCCGACAGCGACGACACAGAGACCAGCACAUGGCACGGUCUCGUCCAGGCUUGCAAGGAUCCUCGAACUUGGAUUUUCUGCUUGAUCAAGAUGUUCCAGCUGUCGGCAGCUUCUUUCAAUUCCUUCUUCCCAACCGUCAUCAAGACCUUUGGUUUCAAUACCACUAUCACUCUCCUGCUCACUUGCCCCCCUUAUCUCCUGGCUGGUGCAGCUGGAUUUCUGUGUGGAUGGAGUUCCGGAAGGCAUCAUGAAAGAACGUGGCACAUUACUGCGGGCAUGAGUUUUGCAGUGCUUGGAUUUAUCGUCGCCCCUGCCACUCUCAAUAUCCCUGUUCGCUACAUUGCAUGCUUUGUAUUCCCUAUCGGCGUCUACUCGGUCAAUUCCGUCAUUGUCGGCUGGGCAGCCUCCACGCUGGGUCAGACAAAAGAGAAGAAAGCGGUUAUUCUCGCCAUGAUCAACGUCAUCGGCAACCUUGGGUCCAUCUAUGGUGCUUACCUUUGGCCAAAGACUGACUCACCCCGGUACGCCGUGGGCUUUGGCACAGCCGGUGGAUUUGCUGCGUUGGCUAUCGCUGGCUCGUGGUACAUGAGAUACCUGCUGAAAAAGGAGAACGCAAAGAUCAAGUCCAGCACCAUGUCGGAGCACACCGGUCUAUAUGGCUACUAA
This is a messenger RNA of Cyphellophora europaea CBS 101466, 1467 nucleotides long. RefSeq lists its product as uncharacterized. Bases 1 to 1467 code for a protein of 488 amino acids. The record is from RefSeq and is a predicted model, not a curated record. NCBI's taxonomy places the organism in Eukaryota, Fungi, Ascomycota, Eurotiomycetes, Chaetothyriales, Cyphellophoraceae. The transcript has 7 exons. Gene Ontology annotation, biological process: transmembrane transport. Gene Ontology annotation, molecular function: transmembrane transporter activity. Gene Ontology annotation, cellular component: membrane.